Molecule: messenger RNA, 3264 nt
Organism: Cynara cardunculus var. scolymus (artichoke)
Lineage: Eukaryota; Viridiplantae; Streptophyta; Magnoliopsida; Asterales; Asteraceae
Product: splicing factor U2af large subunit B
Exons: 11
Coding region: 360-2996 (878 amino acids)
Cellular component (GO): U2AF complex; nuclear speck; commitment complex
Molecular function (GO): pre-mRNA 3'-splice site binding; poly-pyrimidine tract binding
Source: RefSeq, a predicted model, not a curated record
GGCAGCAGGGAUAAGUCUGUGUUGGGAACAAGGCGACGUAGCAGUAACCUAACGUAGAACCUCAAACCGCCGCCGGCGACGAGGAGACGCCACUCUGUUUCUUACCUGACCACGUCUAUAGGAGGCCGUUGAUUGUUGUUGUGCCUAGGUUUUCUCGAUCUGAACAUGUUUCAAUUAAGACCAGAAAUCGCAAUACCAAUUGGUUGAGAUAAAAUUUCGAUCAUUUGGGGUUUUGGGUUUAAUAUGUCAAUCUGUAGGUGAAUGAUAUGUCUGUCUAGCAUAUUUGCCAAGCAUCCUGGAUGUGCUUGCUGUAUUGCUAGUUCAGAAAAUUCUUCUGGAGAAAGUUUGUUUCAAGCAUAAUGAGAAAGUCUACUGGGCACAAGCACAAGUACACAAACAAAUGUGAAAUCCCACAGAGUCCUUCCAACGAUGGCACUGCUGCACGAACUAGGCCUUUUAGUUUUGAUGAGAUCAUGCUUAGAAGGAAAAACAAAAAGCAAUCUGGAAGUGUUGAAGACCAGCAAGGUGAUUCAGAGGUAGCCUCUGUUAAAGGAGCCCAGAGUGUUACUGGUCUUGUGGAAUCUGAAAGACGCGAACGCAGGGACGUUGGUGGCCAUGAACAACAUGCUUCUAAGGAGCCUUUAAAGGUACAUUCUCGAGCAAAAGAGGAUAAGUCUAAGAUGAGAGAAGGCAAAAUAGUGGAAGGUGAAUACAGAGAAAGUAAUAAUGCUCAAAGAAGAUCAAAGGUUGGUAGUGAUAAUGCUAAAGAUAGAAGGAAAGAAAGAGGUAUCAACGAGAAGAGAAAGAACCAGGAUAGGUCAAGUGAUGACUCUGACAAUGAAUAUGGAAAGAGGCAUGGUAAGGAUUCUGCAAUUAAAGCCAGGGACAGAAAUGUUGAGAGGAACAGAGGGAGAUCUGAACAUGUCAGUAAGACGAGAACGCAAAAUGGAUAUGACGAGCGAACUAGAGACCAGGAUGCUGGAAAAAAACAUGAAUCACGAACGUGGCAUGAUUCCGAUACUUCAGAGAGGAAGCAAAAAAAAGGAACAUCUGAAUCUCGCCAUGAAGACUUAAAAUUGAAAGGUAAAUGGUCCAGGAGCAGAGAGCGUACAAGAGACAAAAGAAGGUCCAAUUCGCCUUCACCAAGGGGAUAUAAACAAAGAUUACAUGAUGUGCAAGAGCACGAAGAGUUAUCUGCACAUUCUUCAAAAGAUAGGCUAGGAAGAUUUGAUUCCAAUGUUGACAGGAAGAGAAUAUCAAUCAAUGGUUCAAGUAACAAGUCUAAGAGACAUGAAACAGCUGCAAGUAGACUUGGUGGCUAUUCACCAAGGAAGAGAAGAAGUGAGGCUGCUGUUAAGACUCCUUCCCCAACUAGUCGUUCUCCAGAGAAGAACGCUGGAUGGGACUCGCCACCUGUUAAGAUGGAAGGAAGUUUUAUUAGUUCUUUCCAGUCUGAUUUGCUGUCAUUAAACAAAACUGAACUAUCAAAUAGACAGGAGGUUGCCAGUGUGGUUCCCCUCAUUUCAAGUAUCCCCAAGCCAACCUUUGGACUACUUUCCAGCAUUCCUUCAAUGAUGAAUUCUACUGUUGAUUCCGUCCAGCUAACUCAAGCAACCAGGCCUAAAAGGAGGAUUUAUGUAGAAAACUUGCCAUCUUCAGCCUCUGAGGCAGCUGUCAUGGAAUGGCUUGGUGGUUAUCUUCGACCUUCUGGUGUUAAUCAUGUCCAGGGCACAAGUCCAUGUAUUAGCUGUAUUGUGAACAAGGAGAAGGGUCAGGCACUUGUGGAAUUUCUCACACCUGAGGAUGCUUCUACUGCUCUCAGUUUGGAUGGCAGGUCUUUCUCCGGGAACAUUCUUAAGAUCAGACGCCCCAAAGAUUACGUUGAUGCAAGUACUGGUGUGUCGGAGAAACCUGUGGCUGGAGCUGUUUCAGUUAAAAACAUCGUUGAAGACUCCCCUAACAAGAUUUUCAUUGGUGGGCUUUCAAAACUUAUCACAUCUAAAAUGCUCAUGGAGAUUGCCAGUGCUUUUGGACCUCUAAAGGCCUACCACUUUGAGGCUAAUGCAGAUCUUGACGGUCCAUACGCCUUCGUUGAGUACGUUGAUCAAUCUGUUACUGUCAAAGCAUGUGUGGGUCUUAAUGGUAUGAAGUUGGGUGGGAAAGUUCUGACUGUAACUCAAGCAACUCCAGAUGCUUCAUCACUGGAAAACCAUGGCGACCAACCUUUCUAUGGAACUCCAGAGCAUGCACGACCGCUUCUUGAAGAACCUACACAAGUUCUGAAGCUCAGUAAUGUGCUGGACCCGAACAGCCUAUUGUCGCUCUCUGAACCGGAAUUGGAAGAAAUACUAGAAGAUGUACGACUAGAGUGUACCAGGUUUGGCAUGGUCAAGUCGAUUAACAUCAUUAAGCAAAACGACAAUCCCACAAGUUCAGAUACAGUUAAAGUUGCUGAAGAAGAUUGUUCCAUGGCCGAUAUAGUAACCGAGGACCAAUCCAGAGAAAGAGGAUCCGAGCCUUCAGGCAGCGAUAAAGAUCAAGAAAUCAAAGAACCUGCAGAUGGAAACGACUGUCAUGAUGAUAAACCUGAAGAAGUUAAUGAGAUCAAUGGUGAUAACCAUGAAAACAAGAUUGUGAAAGAUGAAACAUCUGAUAAUAGUGUUUUAGAAAACCAGAAUUUGGAGGAGAAUUCGAACCAGAUAAGCUCGGCAAUUGAUCAAAUGGAGUUGAAUGACCUCAAAUCUAGAGAUGAUUUUGGGACCGAAAACAAACCAUUGAAACUGGAGAUGGUCUCGCUUGAAUCACGUAGUGCCACGAAAGAUGAGGCAUCUGAUCUGAACGAUACUUUUAAGGUCGGUUGUGUGUUGGUGGAGUACAAAAGAACCGAAGCUUCUUCCAUGGCUGCACAUUGUUUACAUGGCCGGAUUUUUGACGGAAGAACGGUGAGCGUGGGAUUUGUUGCACACGAUGUCUACUGUGCCAGGUUUCGUAAAUGAGUUCCUUGCCUAAAAACAACCAAAUGCACAACAUCUUGACGUGUAACGUUUUUAUAACGCGAUGACUACUUCGAGCUCCUUGAAGAAAGUUGAAAUCAUCGAGAUGAAAACAUGACUUUUUGUAUUGUUCAUUGGAUCUUGUUCAUUUUACAUGUCUGAUCUUGUAGCGAUUGACGACAUCUGUGUAACCUUGAUUUUAUAGGGAAUAUGUCAUUUGGGUGUAUGGCUUUUGCUUGUGUAGGACUUUUACGAGUACGGUCGUUUACCG